AUUUUGCUCUGCAGAUCAAACUAAAAACAAUAGAAAAUAAAUACAGUACACAACAAACUGCAGACUCUAUAUAUACACAUACUUCAAUUCGCAAGAAACUAAACUACAGACGACAAAGUUUGAAUAACCAUCAUUUUUUUUGCACCAUGAGGAGGAGGACUUCCAUGAAUACUCAGUUAUCUGAGAUGGUGAUGGCAGUAAUAUUUGUUGUUUUAUUGGCCACAACAAAAGGAGUUGAAAGCCGCAAGGCUCGGAGGGAGAAUGCAGGAGGAGAAUACUUCGAGUACUGCGCCAUAAGUUGCAGAGCCAAAAGUGCUUCUCUGACAGAUUAUGGAGGAGUUGGCGAUGGAACGACAUCAAACACUAAGGCUUUUCAAGAAGCAAUCACUCAUCUGAGUCAGUACGAGUCAGAAGGCGGGUCACAACUCGUUGUCCCUCCUGGUAAAUGGUUAACUGGCAGCUUCAACCUCACCAGCCAUUUCACGCUUUAUCUCCAUAAGGAUGCGGUUCUUCUUGCUUCUCAGGACGAGAGCGAAUGGCCGGUGAUUGAACCCCUUCCGUCGUAUGGCCGAGGAAGGGACAACACAGAUGGUGGAAGAUUCAUCAGUCUGAUAUUUGGAACCAAUCUCACUGACGUUGUAAUUACAGGUGACAAUGGCACCAUCGAUGGCCAAGGUGAAGUAUGGUGGCAGAAAUUCAAAAAGGGACAGUUAAAUUACACGCGACCGUACCUGAUCGAAAUCAUGUACUCCGAAAAAAUCCAGAUUUCCAACCUCACCUUGGUUAAUUCUCCUUCAUGGAAUGUUCAUCCCAUUUACAGCAGCAAUAUUCUUGUUCAAGGCAUUACAAUCCUUGCACCAGUGACAUCUCCAAACACAGAUGGGAUCAACCCCGAUUCUUGCACAAAUACUCGAAUUGAGGACUGCUACAUUGUCUCUGGGGAUGAUUGCAUAGCAGUAAAGAGCGGUUGGGAUGAGUAUGGAAUUGCUUUCGGGAUGCCUACGAAACAGCUUGUGAUCAGACGGCUGACAUGCAUUUCUCCAUUCAGUGCAGUGAUUGCACUUGGGAGCGAGAUGUCAGGUGGAAUCCAAGAUGUGAGGGCGGAGGAUAUUUUUGCCAUUAACUCGGAAUCAGGAGUUCGAAUCAAAACUGCUGUGGGAAGAGGAGGGUUUGUGAAAGACAUAUACGUGAGAGGAAUGACUAUGAAAACAAUGAAAUGGGCGUUUUGGAUGACAGGAAACUACGGAUCCCAUGCAGAUAAUGGCUACGAUCCGAAUGCCCUUCCUGUGAUUCAGAAUAUAAAUUAUCAUGACAUGGUUGCUGAGAAUGUGACAAUGGCAGCUAAGUUGGAGGGGAUUCCUGGCGAUCCGUUUACAGGGAUUUGCAUAUCCAACGUUACGAUUACACUGGCAAAGAAGGCGAAGAAAUUACCGUGGAAUUGCACUGAUAUUGCCGGGAUUUCAAGCGGCGUGGUUCCUCAGCCAUGUCAGGCUCUGGCAGACCAGGGUCCAGACAAUGUUACAGCAUGCAAUUUUCCAGAAGAGAGCCUGCCAAUUGAUAAUGUUCAAGUUCAGGUGUGCUCUUACAGGAGGGAGCACUGGUGAUAGACUGAAAUAUCAUAUUCCCUACCAGGGAAUCUGUUUCUUAUGAAGAUUGAUGGACUAUAUUACAAAACUAUAUUAAACGUUUAAAUUGAAAAGUUGGAUCGAUUA
This is a messenger RNA of Pyrus x bretschneideri (Chinese white pear), 1712 nucleotides long. Its product is annotated as probable polygalacturonase. NCBI's taxonomy places the organism in Eukaryota, Viridiplantae, Streptophyta, Magnoliopsida, Rosales, Rosaceae. Gene Ontology annotation, biological process: carbohydrate metabolic process. The transcript has 6 exons. The record is from RefSeq and is a predicted model, not a curated record. Bases 147 to 1604 code for a protein of 485 amino acids. Gene Ontology annotation, molecular function: polygalacturonase activity.